Molecule: messenger RNA, 1437 nt
Organism: Tilletiaria anomala UBC 951
Lineage: Eukaryota; Fungi; Basidiomycota; Exobasidiomycetes; Georgefischeriales; Tilletiariaceae
Exons: 3
Coding region: 157-1323 (388 amino acids)
Biological process (GO): proteasome-mediated ubiquitin-dependent protein catabolic process
Molecular function (GO): endopeptidase inhibitor activity; proteasome binding
Source: RefSeq, a predicted model, not a curated record
CGUUGCCGGUGUCCAUCCUGGCGAUUGGGUCGUACGUUAAACCGCUUAGUGGCCUUUGUGCUGCAGGAGUUGCUGAAAGGCAUAAUUUGGAAGCUGCUCUCUGGCCAAAUUGAUCCACCGAGUCUGCCGACAACAGAAUACUAAACGGCGCCCAUCAUGGAUCCCCUCGACCCAUCAGCGCUGUUGGAGACACUACCUACGCUACUCCCUGCGCGCCCCAUUUCGGAAUCUUCGGCGCCCGGGUUCACAUCAUGGCAGCUGCGCAAUCCUCAAGAUGGGCUUGCAGCGAUGGCGCAUACCAUCAUGACCCGUUUGGAUUUCCGAUUGAUCAACCUUGGCGAGAGUCAUAGGGUUACGCCGAGCUCGCCUGAUUCAUCUACUGUUGCUAACAGGCUGCCUAAUGGUUGGAGCAGGGGCUCGCCGGAUACAUUCACGUUCGGAUACAAACACGAACAGAGUAGCUUGGAAUUCAUUGUCAAGGUUAUCAAAAUGGCGAAUAGGACGUUGUUUAACGCUACAGCUGUUGAAGAUAGCAAGACUGCUACAUAUGAGCUGCAGACCAGCGACUACACUUCCGCCUCUUUCUUUCCUUACCCAUCAAGUCCCUCGACAGGAGCACAGCCAGAACACCUGGUCAAUGGCUUUAUCUCGUCCUCGCGACUGCGCGACUUUGUCCUUGCAUACAAGCAAUUGAUCGUGCAAAAGCUUGUGCCGGGCCUGCGCAAGGAUGGCUACGAGGAGGGAACAAGCGAGGCGGAAGGAUCGGGAAGCAGGCGUCUCGCCUCUGGGCAAUCGCAGCAACAGCAGCAGCUCGAUCAAGGCGAGAGGAGGCACUUCUAUCCCGAUGACCCUGUCGGUCCAAGGCUGCCCAACCGGCCGCCGUACUUUGACGAUCCCGAUGACCCAAGCACGCCUGACAUUGGUGGUCGCAAUCCGCUCAUCAUCGGUGAUCGCGAUCUCGACCCUCUCGGAGGUGCGCCAUUUGCAGGUCCACAUCCAUUCGGCGGCGGCAGCUUCGGUCCACCUCCCCUGUUCCCAGGUCAACCACCAGAUCAUGGCGGAGGCAUGAUCGUCGGGCCGGACCAUCCAAUGUUCCGAGAUCGUUUCCAGCCAGGAGGCUUCGGUGGGGGCGGUAUGGCCGGUCUGCCACCCGGGGCUGUCCCUCCUGGUGCACGCUUUGAUCCCAUUGGGCCCUUUGGACAGGGACCUUGCGCUCCGCAGCCUGGCGCAGGAAGAGGUCGCAGAGGUCCGGCAACCGGAGAGCCUGAUUUCGACGACUUUAGGCCUCCGAGAAGUAGUGACUACGACAACAUGUUCAUGUGAUCUUGACUAGGUUUGCGUUCGUUUGCCUCAUGAGAUGAGCUUUAGUCGUACGCUCUUAGGUAGCGCUGUAAUGCAAAAUGCAAAGGAAUCAUCAGAAGUCCGUACCCGGUUGAC